AUGGCACGGCAAUGGAUUCUUAACAGUCAGGAGGGAUUCGAGACCUCACUCAAAUACCAGGAGAAUGUCAGCAUCCCAUCCACAGACGAGCUCGGCUUGCACGACGUCUUGGUCAAAAUACAGGCAGCUAGCUUGAACUAUCGCGAGAUAGUGAUCGCAGGACCCGGGGGCGUGAACGGGCCCAUUACACCUCCGAUUGUCCCUGGCUGCGACGGAGCCGGAAUCGUCGAGGCGGUGGGCUCAUCAGUCCGGGACUUCCGACCAGGCGACCGAGUUGUCACGUAUUUCGCGCCGAAGCUUGUUGAAUCCAGCGGUGAUGAUGCACAAUCGAGCAUAGCAGACGUCUCUGCCAUGCUGGGCCAGGGAACCGACGGGACAUUACGUUCCCGGGCUGUCUUUUCCGAGGCAGCGCUCGUGCAGGCGCCCAAGACCCUGGGACCACUGCCAGCGUCCACACUGACGUGCACCUGGCUGACGGCAUGGAACAUACUCUUCGGGCUCAGAGGUCAGGAAGCCGGACCAGGCACCUGGAUUCUCGUCCAGGGAACGGGCGGCGUGAGCGUAGCCACGCUGCAGCUCGCGGCGGCCGCUGGCAUUACCGUUGUCGCGACCACGUCGACGGAAGAUAAAGGGAACCGCCUUCGGUCACUCGGGGCCGCACAUACGGUAAACUAUCGCGAGAAUUCGGACUGGGGAAAAGAGGCACGGGGUUUGACGCCUGGUGGGAGAGGAUUCGAUAUAGUAGUCGAUAUUGGCGGCGACCAAACUCUUCCACAGUCUUUGGCAGCCGUGCGAGUAGACGGGCUCGUCGCGGUCAUAGGACAAGUAGCAGAGGUCGGCGCGCCAGUCCCGCUCUUCGCUGCAUUACUGCACACUUGCAUUGUCCGAGGGCUGCUUGGAGGAAGUCGAGCCCAGCUUCGCGAACUUGUGCGUUACAUCGACGAGAAGGGCAUCGAGCCGGUCGUGGAUGAUGUGGUAUUUGAGCUGGCAGAGGCCAAGGAUGCCUAUAGGCGAUUGAAAGAGAAGAAGCAUUUUGCUAAGGUCAUGAUCCGCAUCGAUCAUCCGGAUAACUAA
Truncatella angustata is the source of this 1074-nucleotide messenger RNA. RefSeq names its product putative zinc-containing alcohol dehydrogenase. The transcript has 2 exons. The coding region runs from base 1 to 1074 and encodes 357 amino acids. The record is from RefSeq and is a predicted model, not a curated record. Gene Ontology annotation, molecular function: oxidoreductase activity. NCBI's taxonomy places the organism in Eukaryota, Fungi, Ascomycota, Sordariomycetes, Amphisphaeriales, Sporocadaceae.